This is a messenger RNA of Athene cunicularia (burrowing owl), 1017 nucleotides long. Its product is annotated as keratin-associated protein 5-1-like. Bases 1 to 1017 code for a protein of 338 amino acids. The record is from RefSeq and is a predicted model, not a curated record. Lineage: Eukaryota; Metazoa; Chordata; Aves; Strigiformes; Strigidae. The transcript has a single exon.
AUGUGCUCUACCGGAUGUUGCUCCACGGGAUGCUGUUCCGUCGUGAAGAGCAAAACGGUGUGCUGCAGCCAGCCGUGCCAGAAGACGGUCUGCUGCGACCCAUGCCAGAAGAAGAUCGUCUGCUGCAGCCCGUGCCAGCAGUCCUGCUGCUGCGACCCAUGCCAGAAGCCCUGCUGUGACCCGUGCCAGCAGUCCUGCUGCGACCCAUGCCAGAAGAAGGUCGUCUGCUGCAGCCCGUGCCAGCAGUCCUGCUGUGACCCGUGCCAGCAGUCCGUCUGCUGUGACCCGUGCCAGCAGUCCUGCUGUGACCCGUGCCAGAAGCCCUGCUGUGACCCGUGCCAGAAGCCCUGCUGUGACCCGUGCCAGCAGUCCGUCUGCUGUGACCCGUGCCAGCAGUCCUGCUGUGAUCCAUGCCAGAAGCCCUGCUGUGAUCCAUGCCAGCAGUCCUGCUGUGACCCAUGCCAGCAGUCCUGCUGUGACCCAUGCCAGCAGUCCUGCUGUGACCCGUGCCAGCAGUCCUGCUGUGACCCAUGCCAGAAGCCCUGCUGUGACCCAUGCCAGCAGUCCUGCUGUGACCCAUGCCAGAAGCCCUGCUGUGACCCGUGCCAGCAGUCCUGCUGUGACCCGUGCCAGCAGUCUGUCUGUUGUGACCCGUGUCAGCAGUCUUGCUGUGACCCAUGCCAGAAGCCCUGCUGUGACCCGUGCCAACAGUCUUGCUGUGACCCGUGCCAGCAGUCCGUCUGCUGUGACCCGUGCCAACAGUCUUGCUGUGACCCGUGCCAGCAGUCCGUCUGCUGCAAUCCGUGCCAGCAGUCCUGCUGUGACCCGUGCCAGCAGUCCGUCUGCUGUACCAAGGUGUGCCGCCCCUGCUGCUGCUCUGGAUGCCCGUCUUGCUGCUCCUGCGUGGUGAAGAAGCCCGUUGUGGUGCGUUGCAGCCCCGUGCAAUACUGCUGUCCCAUGAGGAAGUACAGCAUUCCCAUCCAGCAGUGCUGCGCCGCAAUCAAGAAGCGUUGCUGA